CAGAAAAUUAUGUAAAAGGAAAACAAAUGAACAGAUCGAAACGUUUCAGGCUACAUUUUACGAGUCCAUCGCCUCCCUGCCUGCUUCCCCUUAUCCACAUAUAACGAAAUCAGAACACUCGAUUGAUUUCCCGAUUCGAAGACCGUCCGUCGUCGUCUCCUCUCGCCGGAAUUCUGAGUUAUCCCGGCUCCGCCGUCCGAUCAAGUCAAGAUAUUCCGCUUCGUCUCCUGCAUAGCCACCUUCCUUCCUGGAAUUUCCCCGAUUGCGGGAUCUCCGUUGGUUGUCGUCUUCUGAAGACCCCGGUCAGAUGAGAGCGGAAGUCCAGAUGGAGCCAGCAGGCGGGGAGGGUCACAGUGACGCCGACCCUCUGCUGCAGAAUCAGGCCGAUUCGCCUCUUUCGUCGCCUGCAAGUCCCAGCGAGAUCACGAACGAGGAGGAUGAUCUCGAGAACGGGUCGGUUCCCACUUGCCGCAUUUGCCUCGAGAGCGAUUGCGAUCCAGGAGAUGAGCUGAUAUCUCCAUGUAUGUGCAAAGGCACUCAACAGUUUGUUCACCGUGUGUGCCUUGAUCAUUGGCGUGCAGUUAAGGAAGGAUUUGCUUUCUCUCACUGCACUACUUGCAAAGCACAGUUCCAUCUUCGAGUUGCAUUGCUUGAGGUGAAUUCUUGGCGUAAAAUAAAGUUCAGACUUUUUGUGACAAGGGAUGUCCUUGUCGUGUUUUUGGCCGUACAAACAGUGAUUGCUGCUAUGGGCGGAUUUGCCUUCCUAAUGGACAAGGAUGGAGCCUUUAGGAACUCAUUCAGUGAUGGUUGGGAUCGAAUACUGUCUAAACAUCCCAUUCCCUUCUACUAUUGCAUAGGUCUGCAUGCUGAUGUUGCUGGGAAUAAAUUGCUUUUAUCAGGAGUUUUGGCUUUCUUUGUGCUGCUCGGGUUCUUCGGCCUUAUACUACAUUGCUCGACCCUCAACAGCAGUGAUCCUCGGAUGGCCGGAUGCCAGAACUGCUGCUACGGAUGGGGAAUCUUGGACUGCUUCCCUGCAUCCAUGGAAGCAUGUUUUGCAUUGGUACUGGUGUUUGUUGUCAUUUUUGCCAUCCUCGGCAUAGCUUAUGGCUUCCUUGCUGCCACCAUGGCUAUUCAAAAGAUCUGGCAGAGACAUUACCACAUCCUCGCCAAGAGGGAGCUAACUAAGGAGUACAUAGUGGAAGAUCUUAACGGUUGCUAUACCCCACCAAAGCUUGACGCGGAACAUGAAGAGAAGUUGAAAAUGCUAAAGCUUUUGUAGCUGGGUACUUGUGUAAGAAAAAAAAGGUAAAUGUUGGAAGUCAUUUGAGAAGACAACAUGUGAUGUUUAACUAACUAUUAUGUACUACCCUGGUUCUGAUAUAGAAUGAAGCAGAAUUCGAAGGAGAUUUCUUCUCUCGCUUUUCCUACAAAAAUUGGUCGAUUAAUUUGUCACAACUGUCAUUUCGAUAAGUUCAUAUGAAACUACUGCAGGCUUUGGUUACAACGUAAAGAAAAUAUAUUUGUCCGAUGUUUAUUUAGUAUUCAUGCCCGAGUAUGCAAUUUAUGAAAUACAGAGUACAAUUUGAAUCCAACCAUUACUACUAUGAAUAGGAUAGUCUACUACAUGAUAACAUUGAUAUGAUUUUCCAGUACAAGCUUUUCUUCAAAGUGAAGAGAAAAUAGGGACGCCUGGUAUGGUGGCUCCGGCAUCCACGAGGAACAUAUUGCCCGUCACAUACUGCGACGAAUCAUGAAUGAGGUAUCGGAUGAUCGAUGUCAGUGCUGGAUCUACAGUUCCAUAUGUUUGUAGAGGGAGUGUUCUCUUGCCGGCCUGCUUCAGCCAGUCUUUCUGCAUCAGGCCUUUCGUGAUCUCGGACUGGAAAAUUCCAGGUGAUAUAGAAUUGACCCUGAUCCUGUACACCCCCAACUCCCGAGCCAUCGCCGCUGUCAGUGCAUUUACUCCCGCUUUGGAAGUAAUAUAACCAACAUUACCGACCGCCACUUGACCACGAGGGUGACCGGCGAUCGAAGCGAUGUUGAUUAUGCAACCUCCGACCCCGGCAUCACGCAUUCGCUUGCCGACUGAUUUCGAAACCAACCAAGUCCCCGUCGUAUUCGUCUUCACCUCGUGGUUCCAUUCCUCUUCAGAAUACUCUAAUGGGUUCUUAAUGCUACCUCUCACCCCUGCAUUGUUGAUCAAUGCAUCCACCCUCCCAAACGCCUCCCAAGCCCUCUGCACCGCAGCGUCGAUGGCCCCACCGUCCGUCGAAACAUCCAUCUCCACAGCCACAGCGCGACGAUGCAGACCAUCGCUAGCGAUGGUCUGCACAUUGAUCUCGUCGCACAGAGACUGCAGGCGGUCGACGCGUCUAGCAGCAGCCACUACCCUGCAUCCAGCUCUGGCUAGGUCGAGAGCGAACUCUCGGCCCAGCCCUGAAGAUGCGCCCGUGACGAGGACCACUUUGCCUCGCAGGUCGCACCACGGCUCGAGCUGCGAGUCUGCUGUCACGGCCGUCAUCACCUUGCUAGCCAUUGCUAAUGCCUGAUGAGAGUGGGGUUCCCCUGACAAGGUGAGUAGGGGAUACAGAGAGAGUUCAGUCACGCAAUUCAGCGAAGAACACUACGAGCUGGUAGUACUAUAUAGUGACG
This is a messenger RNA of Linum tenue, 2649 nucleotides long. The record is from the annotation of a GenBank genome assembly. NCBI's taxonomy places the organism in Eukaryota, Viridiplantae, Streptophyta, Magnoliopsida, Malpighiales, Linaceae.